This is a messenger RNA of Erpetoichthys calabaricus (reedfish), 2071 nucleotides long. It is a transcript of the gene snn, whose product is annotated as stannin. The coding region runs from base 339 to 602 and encodes 87 amino acids. NCBI's taxonomy places the organism in Eukaryota, Metazoa, Chordata, Cladistia, Polypteriformes, Polypteridae. The transcript has 2 exons. The record is from RefSeq and is a predicted model, not a curated record. Gene Ontology annotation, cellular component: mitochondrial outer membrane.
CUUCUUGAUUUUAUUUGCUGCAGCAGUAUAUGCAGAAUUAGCAGGAGAACGACAGCUCGAGAAACGCAGAGAAAAAAAAAGAAAUAGUGUUGUGUAACGUGGGUUUAAGCGUGCGGUGCACGGUCAUGGAUGUGCAGCCUGAUGGAUAUUGGAACCUUCUAGCAAAGCGUUAAGCAAGCAUCGUUUGCUGCAGUGGUUAUAAAAAGAGAAAACAAAAGCUAAACAAUGAGUUCCUUCUUCAGCAGCAGUGGAGUGACAUCUUGAACCUAUUCCACGCUGAUUAGUUGUUGGCGGAGAUCACCUACCUUGCCUAGUGUUUGCAGACCAGACUCGAAGUCAUGUCUAUUAUGGACCAUAGUCCCACCACUGGGGUGGUCACAGUAAUUGUGAUCCUUAUUGCCAUCGCUGCCCUGGGGGCUUUGAUCCUGGGAUGCUGGUGUUACCUGCGACUCCAGCGCAUUGGCCAGUCAGAAGACGAGGAGAGCAUUGUGGGAGAGGGGGAAACUAAGGAGCCUUUUCUACUUGUGCAGUAUUCUGCAAAAGGACCAAGAGUGGAAAGGAAAACCAAGCUGACCCCCAAUGGCACGGAAAGUCACAGUUAACUUUAUAAGCCCUCGUUACCUGGGAGGUCCUCCUUUCUGACCCCAGUGGAGGCUGAACUGCAGGCUGUGAAAUUUCAUACUGUGAAGAUUUAAACGAAUAAGCUGCUUCCCCUGCUCAAAGUUUCCUUUGACUUAAUAAUGGACUGUUUUAUGACUGGACAGUGCCUUGAGGCUUUGGAGGGUGACAUUUUUAAUGAAAAGACUGCAUGCACUGAAGGGGACAGUUUUUGGAGGGGGUGGGAGAAACGACUGGGGCCUUGGAGCUGUGGCUGGAAGGUGGGCACUUAUAGACUUGGCUUUGUUUUUGUUUUUUUUGCACAGUACAGUACAUCCAACUUGGCAAGUCAGUUGAGCCUAACCCUUUGAACAAGCAACUGCUAAUCAUGUAAAUGUGAAUUGUAAAUAUGCUGAAAAUCGGGGAAUUUGAUCUCCUUUUCCUUGCCGUGUUACAUACCGGACUGGAGUGACACGCUCAGAGCUGUAGAGGGUGCGAUGACACUACUGCUACAGGCUGUAACAGAAAGUUGGAUUGUGCUUUUUUUACAACUUGUACACCUCUAGGUUAGACGCAGGUGCUUAUUUUGGAGAGAUUGUGUUUUAAUACGUGAACAGUGUUAUCAGCAUGGUGGAUGUGUUAUUGAUUGCCAUUUUUCGUGUACAAGCGUAGCUGCUGUAUUUUAUUCUAUGAAACUGUGCUAAAAUUGGAAGAUGGCGACUGCAGUGAUGCUACCAUGUUGUUAAAACGGGCAGUUUUGACCAGUGAUAGAUUGAUUGUGAAGUGUGGUUGAGGUAGGACUGCACUCUUGGAAGCCAAUCUGGAUGGUCCACUGCGAUCAACGGUGGUUGAGCAGAGUCUAUUUUGCUAACUGUACAGAGCAUGCUGAAACAAUCCUGAGCAGAACUGAUGUUUUAUAUUGUAAAAUGUUUUUUCCACUUGAACUGGAAUGGCUGUAGUUUUCCCUUUUUGUAUACUGUCACCUCUUUAAAGAUCAAGCGACGUUGCACAUUAACAGGUUUCUUCCCUGAUAAGUUUUAAAGAGCCACACUAAAUGCAAUUGUAAGUGUAGCAGAUUUGUUUUUAAAUGGUUGCUUACAGUGGAUUUCAGAUUUUAUACCAAAUUUUUCCUCCUUCUCAUUUGAGAUGAAAUUAUUUUUGGAAGCUAAAGACUUCAAUGGAUAGCAUUAAUGAAACUUUAACCCUAAUCAUACUUAAAUAGGUGUAGAUUGUUGUACUGUUGAAAACAGGAUUUAUGAAAUCAUUUCCACUUUACCAGUUAAUUCAUCUUCACAGAGCAAGGGAAACAUCAAGAAAAUAUGCAGGUGUGAUGAUGUUACUGUCUAAGCAUGUGUAACAAAUGUCUGCAUGUUGAACCCUUUGGAGCGGCUUGUUGACGCUGGCAAAACCCAAGCAGCCGCUUAGCUCUCUUGUUCUUCUGUGAAAGAAAAAUUAAAGAAAAUCCCAAACCUCA